ACAUGACAUAAUUGAGACAAAGUGGGUGGGGGAAGGGUAGUACUAAGUAACAAACACACAUGGUUUCAAUUCUAAGAACGUUGUCAAUAAUAACAACCUUUAUUACCCAGAGCAUCUAUCUCCAAAUUCAUGGAUUCUUCUUCCAACGCCGGCAAUGGAGGAUCUCAGAGGCUUCUAGCCUUGGCACAACACCUUCGCAUGUACAAACCCCCACCUUUCCCUGAAGAUAUUGUGGAGCAGAGCAUUGAAGAACGUGGUGGUAAGGUUGUUUCCCAAGUGGGUUUUCCUGAAUCAGCAACCCCAAUUGCUCAAAACCCAGAAAAAUUCAGACCCAAUAAAGCUGCUGUUUUGAUCUGCCUCUUCGAAGGUGAUGCUGGGGAUCUACGUGUCAUACUCACUAAGCGCUCUUCCAAGCUCUCUACUCACUCGGGUGAAGUGGCCUUGCCUGGUGGGAAAGCGGAGGAGGGGGAUAAGGAUGAUGGGGACACUGCAAAAAGAGAGGCACAGGAGGAAAUUGGGUUGGAUCCAGAAUUGGUCAACGUUGUUACUGUCCUUGAACCAUUCUUAUCUAAGCACCUCCUAAGAGUAGUUCCCGUCGUUGGCUUACUUCAUGACAAGAAAGCAUUCAAACCUGUUCUGAAUCCUGCUGAAGUGGAAUCAGUAUUUGAUGCACCUUUGGAAAUGUUUCUCAAGGAUGAAAAUCGGAGUCAGGAGGAGAGGGAGUGGAUGGGAGAAAAGUAUUUGAUACAUUUCUUUGACUAUGAAAUCGAGCAUAAAAAAUACCUCAUAUGGGGUUUAACUGCUGGGAUCUUGAUUAGGGCUGCAUCAGUUGUGUACCAACGGCCACCAGCUUUCAUGGAGCAGAAUCCUAAAUUCAAGAUUCCACAGGUUGUAACCAAGGAUAGUGUAAUGCGUUGAGUUCAAAAUUUAUUGUAUUUUAUCCUUAAUAUUUGUCCUUCAUCGUACAAUAAUAUUUAUCACUAUUACAAAGUACUAGAAUUAAGCAGGUGUUUAUAAUUACUGAAAGAAAGGAAAAUGGUAC
Messenger RNA from Gastrolobium bilobum, 1042 nucleotides. Its product is annotated as nudix hydrolase 15, mitochondrial-like. Gene Ontology annotation, molecular function: acetyl-CoA hydrolase activity; coenzyme A diphosphatase activity. NCBI's taxonomy places the organism in Eukaryota, Viridiplantae, Streptophyta, Magnoliopsida, Fabales, Fabaceae. The coding region runs from base 130 to 918 and encodes 262 amino acids. The record is from RefSeq and is a predicted model, not a curated record. The transcript is spliced from 4 exons. Gene Ontology annotation, biological process: coenzyme A catabolic process.